Messenger RNA from Cutaneotrichosporon cavernicola, 1617 nucleotides. RefSeq lists its product as uncharacterized. The coding region runs from base 1 to 1617 and encodes 538 amino acids. The transcript is spliced from 4 exons. The record is from RefSeq and is a predicted model, not a curated record. Lineage: Eukaryota; Fungi; Basidiomycota; Tremellomycetes; Trichosporonales; Trichosporonaceae.
AUGGCCAACGACUGGAAGACCCGCGCAGACGCGUACAAGGCACAGGUACUCGCCUCCAUCCCCGAGGCAUGGCGCCUCAAGUCCAAGCCAGCCAGCAAGGACGUGCGGUUCGUCGCUGAGACCUCGGGCAUCCUGACUCCCGACGAGGUCAAGCUCCUCGCGCGCGACGCGACGCAACUCGCAGCCGACAUUGCCGCGCGCAAGUUCACCGCUGUCCAGGUCGUCACUGCGUACUGCAAGAGCGCGGCUGUUGCCCACCAGACCACCAACUGCAUCAUGGACUUCUUCCCGGAGGAGGCUCUCGCUCGCGCAAAGUGGCUCGACGACGAGCUCGAGCGCACGGGCAAGACGGUCGGUGCUCUCCACGGCGUGCCGAUCUCGGUCAAGGACAUGGUCGCGGUCAAGGGCACACGAAUGUCGGCCGGGUACCUCGGGUUCCUUGAGAGCGACCAAGGUGUUUCGGCAGAGGACGCUGUCAUCACUGCGUCGUUCCGCGCGGCUGGUGCCGUGUUCUACUGCAAGACGACCAACCCCCAGUCCAUCAUGCACCUCGAGUGCAACUCGUUCUUGGGGCCCACGACCAACCCCUUCAACACCGACCUCACGCCAGGAGGGUCGACGGGCGGCGAGGCUGCGCUGAUUGCGGCCGGCGGUUCCGUCCUUGGCAUCGGUACCGACAUUGGCGGCUCGAUUCGCAACCCCUGCGCCAACUGUGGGCUGUACGGCUUCAAGCCCUGUGCGUCGCGUCUCCCAAAGAGCGGCAACAUGUCCGGCAUGCCGAACCAGGAGACGAUCGUCGGCGCAAUCGGGCCGAUGGGCGUCAGCGCUCGCGACAUGGAGCUCUUUGUCAAGGUGCAGCUCGACGCCAAGCCGUGGAAGCUUGACCCCGGAGUCGUCAAGAUGCCCUGGCGCCCCGAGGAGGUCGAGUGGAUUGGCGGCAGCAAGCCCCGCAUCGGCGUUCAGUGGAACGACGGCGUAGUUGUGCCCCAGCCUCCUAUGCGUGCCGCGCUCAAGACUGCCGUCGACAAGCUCAAGGCCGCGGGAUACGAGGUGGUCGAGGUACAGCCCCGCAAGACAUGGGAGGCGUGGCUCCUCCUCAAGGAGCUGUACUAUACCGACGGCGGUGCGCGUGUGAUCGAAGAGCUUGGACGUACCGGUGAGCCCCUCCUCCCUCUUACCGAGUGGAUUAUGGAGGGCGCGACGGAGAAGACGACCACCGAGGUCAUGAACCUCGUGGGCCGGCGCGAGGCCUACCGCAAGGAUUACGCAAAGCACUGGGAGAGCCUGAACAUCGACGUCAUGCUCCUCCCUCCUAUGCCUGGGCCGGCGAAUGUGCUCGGAACAUCCAAGUACUGGCUGUACACGGCGCUGUACAACCUCCUCGACUACCCUGGUGCCGUGUUCCCCACCGGCGUGCAGGUCGACCCAAAGAACCCCGAGCACGCGCGCGACCAGCCGCGCGAGUACCUCUCCGAGGACGACAAGCGGACUGCCGAGGAGUAUACCCCCGAGAAGUUUGAGAACGCGCCAAUCGAUCUCCAAAUCAUCGGAGGCCAUUGGGAGGACGAGAAGGUGAUGGAGGCGCUGAAGAUUAUCUCCAAGGUUGUCAACCCCUAG